CGCUCGUCCUUGGCUUUUCACCCUGACUGCUGUCUUCACUAUCACUGACUGGCUGAAUGCAUCUCGGGGUCCCUGCCUCUGUCCUUGUGGACGUUCAUGCUGAUUUUCUUUGAUCCAGUCGUCUGCUGUUUCCGUUCUGGCUCUGUUUAAUGCCUGUGAUUUGUGUUCUAAUUACUCAGUGAGGACAAUUUUCUUUUCUUAUUAAAGACUGUUAACUACAUCCCGCCCUGGUCUUCCAUCGUUCUUAUCUAACAAUGUGUGCAUGCAGACAUCUAACUUUUCCUGCUUAUUCAUUUCAGGUUCAUCAUGGCAAUGCUGAGAAGUUUUCUGCUUCUUUUCGUCAUCUUCUCCAUGGGGAAUGCAGCAGUCCGCCAAAAAUGCCCCUAUGGAUGGACAAAUUUUGGACUGCUACAAUGCUACAAGCACAUCUCUCAGCCGGCUAACUGGAUCAGAGCAGAGAGAAACUGUCAAAGUCUUGGUGCGAAUCUUGCAUCGGUGCAUAAUAAACUGGAACAUAAUUUCCUGCUGGGCAUGUUGCCUUCUUCUGACACACGUUCUUGGGUUGGUGGUCAUGAUGGUGUACAAGACGGACAGUGGUUGUGGACUGAUGGAACUGCAUUUUCAUAUACCAACUGGUGCCCUGGAGAACCUAACAAUUCACUACAGCCCGAGACCUGUUUGGACAUCAACAACUCCCAUUACCAUUGCUGGAAUGAUGCGCCCUGUUCAAUCUUAAAGAGCUAUUUCUGUGCUAAGAGGGUUGGUUGUGCAGUUCCACAGUGAUUUGAUUGAACUACAUUUACUUUUUCUGAUCUUAUCUUUGCAAAUGUUAUUCUGAAAUCAAGUCUCUUCUAAACUUCUCAAUAUCUUCUCUGAAACACUCCAAGUUAAUACAAGCAUUGAUAAAGCAAAUCAUGUG
Megalobrama amblycephala (Wuchang bream) is the source of this 919-nucleotide messenger RNA. RefSeq names its product ladderlectin-like. NCBI's taxonomy places the organism in Eukaryota, Metazoa, Chordata, Actinopteri, Cypriniformes, Xenocyprididae. The record is from RefSeq and is a predicted model, not a curated record. Bases 307 to 783 code for a protein of 158 amino acids. The transcript has 5 exons.